UAUUUUCUCAUAUUCAUCAUCGACCUCUACCACUCUCGCUCCCUCGCUCUUCCUCUCUCCAUAAGAAAAAAACCGUCUCUCUUUACCAAUGUCUACGAGAUCGAAACCCUGACCCUAAGCCCAAUCCCAAGCCAUGUCUCUGAGGAAAGCCUUGCUCUCUCGGAAAUUCUCCAAAUCGUUUAGAGAAUUGAAAUUUCGAGACGAUGAUCAGGCGCGUGGUGGAGACCGCCGAGUCGCGCGCGGCGACUCGGCGGAGUUGGACCGAGUCGCGGACUGUGCUGACUCGUCGUCAUCGUCCUCGUGGUCGACUAUGCUCCCGGAGCUCCUCGGCGAGAUCAUACAGAGAGUGGAGAACAGCGAGGACAAGUGGCCUAACCGCCAAAACGUCGUCGCUUGCGCCUGUGUCUGCAAGCGGUGGAGGGAUAUUACCAAGCAGAUCGUGCGCUCGCCUUCCUACAGUGGCAAAAUUACCUUCCCUUCUUGCCUUAAACAGCCAGGACCAUGCGAUUUUCCCCAUCAAUGUCUAAUAAAACGAAACAAGAAGACCUCAACAUUUUACCUUUACCUUGCAUUUACCCCAUCAUUCACAGAUAAGGGAAAGUUUCUUUUAGCAGCACGAAGAUAUAGGCGUGGCUCUCACACUGAGUAUAUUAUAUCACUUGAUGCCGAUGACAUAUCCCAAGGAAGCAAUGCUUAUGUGGGAAAACUAAGCUCGGAUUUUCUGGGCACCAAUUUUACAAUCUAUGACAGCCAGCCACCGCAUACUGGUGCAAAGCCUGCAAGCAGCCGGUCUACCCGCCGUUUCGCAAGCAAGCAAAUAAGCCCCCAAGUUCCAGCAGGCAACUUUGAAGUUGGGCAGGUCUCUUACAAGUUCAACCUUCUAAAAUCAAGAGGUCCAAGGAGGAUGGUCUGCCCACUUAAUUGCCCAGCAUCAGGUGAAACUGCAAUUGGUAAACCUUUGGAAAAAUCCGAGAUGAAGAAACCAGAAUCUACCAGUUCUGGCUACACCGUCUUGAGGAAUAAAGCUCCAAGAUGGCAUGAUCAGUUGCAGUGCUGGUGUUUGAAUUUCCAUGGUCGGGUCACAGUAGCAUCAGUGAAGAACUUUCAACUGGUUGCGACAGUGGACCCAAGCCAGCCAGGGGGGAAAGGAGAUGAGGAAACGGUUCUUCAGUUUGGAAAAGUGGGUGAUGAUACAUUUACGAUGGAUUAUAGGCAGCCCUUGUCAGCCUUCCAGGCAUUUGCUAUUUGCCUUACCAGCUUUGGCACAAAACUGGCUUGUGAGUAAGAUAAUUUCUUUUGUUUCUUUUAUCUUUUAUUUAAGAAGCUGGUGCUGGUGCCUUUGGAUGUUUCCAUUUAUGCGCUCCACUCUACAUAAAGAGAAUUCAAUGGUUAUGUUUCGAUCGGAGGAUGCUUAUAUUGUAAAUGUUGCUUUUGUAUGAUUAUGCCAUGGGUUGCUGUUGAAAUCUUC
Messenger RNA from Prunus avium (sweet cherry), 1468 nucleotides. It is a transcript of the gene TLP7, whose product is annotated as tubby like protein 7. The record is from RefSeq and is a predicted model, not a curated record. NCBI's taxonomy places the organism in Eukaryota, Viridiplantae, Streptophyta, Magnoliopsida, Rosales, Rosaceae.